AUGCGCUGCUACGGAGAAUACGUGUACGCGACGGUGGAGCAGGGCACCCUCAGAGGCGCCAUGGUCACCAGCGAGCUGGGCCAGCAGUACGCGAGCUUCAGGGGCGUGCCUUACGCGGAGCCGCCGCUAGGGGAACUGCGUUUCCAGGCGCCGCGGCCGGCUGCCUCCUGGGACGGCACGCGCGACGCGCUGCAGCAGGCGCCCGCCUGUCCGCAGAGGACGGGGCGGGUGACGUCGGAGGACUGCCUCUACCUGAACGUGUUCGUGCCGCUGGGCGCCGCCGCGGCGCCCGUGCUCGCCUGGAUACCCGGAGGCGGCUUCACGGUGGGCACCAGCGAGUAUGAGGGACCCGACUUCCUGGUCGCCGAGGGCGUCAUACUAGUCGCCUUCAACUACCGGCUCGGAUCGCUGGGUUUCCUGAGCACCGGGGACGAGGCGGCUCCCGGCAACGCAGGCCUGCGGGACCAGAUGCUGGCGCUGAGCUGGGUGCAGCGCAACAUCGCGGCGUUCGGUGGCGACCCUGCCAGGGUGACGGUCGGCGGCGAGAGCGCGGGCGGCUGCUCCGUGGGAGACCUCAUCAUCUCGCCAGCAGCAGCAGGGCUGUUCCAACAAGCGACUGUCAUCAGUGGCGAGGCGGUGAGCCCGUGGGGCAUCGUGUCGGACCCACGGCGGAGGGCGUUCGCCCUGGGCGAGGCGCUGGGGCUCAGCACCAACGACUCGCAGCAGCUGGUCGACUUCCUGAGGACUCAGGACGCGGCUGACCUCAUCACACACGACGGUGACGUCAUUCCUCCAGAGGAAUUGAUCCGCCUUGUCGCCGUCGCCUGGGGUCCCGUAAUCGACGGCACCGUAAUUCUGGAGGACCCCAUCAGCAGCUUGAAGGCCGGCCGUUUCAGCAGGAUGCCCAUCCUCGUGGGCUACACGUCAGGCGACGGCGUGAUUGGAGCGCAAGGGAAGGGCUACCUGAGCAGCGAGGCGGCCCUGGAGCAGCUGGACGAGCACUUCGUGGAAGCGGCGGCGCCGCUGGUGCGUCUGCCGACGGCCGAGCAGCGCCAGGACGCAGCGCUGCGCAUCCGAGACUUCUACUUCGGCAACGCCAGCAUCACUCUGCAGGACGCGCAGGCUGUCGUCGACAUGCUGACAGACUUCGGCUUCGUGGAGCCAUCAGACACCGCAGUGAGGAUCAUGGCUAACCAGUCUGACGCCGCUCCCAUCUUCUACCACCUGUUUGACUAUCGCGGACCUUCCAUAGGGAACUCCACCUACGGAACGCCUCAUGGAUCACAACGGUCAGUGCUCUUUUCAGGAAUAGUCACGAACCCUGACGAAGAAUUCAUCCAGCUAAGGACAAACAUGGUUAGAUUGUGGGCCAACUUCGUGAAGUACGGCACACCGUCCCCCGAGGGUGAAUCAAUCGAAUGGACGGCGUUCAACAACAGCGACCAGAAUUACAUGCACAUCACUAAUAUCUUUGAAAUGAAGCAGAACGUGUACCAGCAGCGAAUGGAUUUCUGGCAUGAAAUAAUACCUGUCUAGAGCACAGAGAAAUCUCCUACAAUGACACGCAGCCCUCAAAAGUGACUGUUGAACAUCUGUGUUGAUAAGGAUAGAAUCUGAUAACCACAUCUAAGCCAGUAUUAAAAUGUAUUUAUUACUCGCUCUUAGGUAAUAGUACGCUGUUGUGUUCAGUAAUAUUUCUCCGCAUUGUAGCCGUCAAUGUCAACACACUUGGCACAAGAAGGAAAAUGUAAAUUCCUAAUUUCUGCAUGUUCUUCAGAGAAUAUCGAUUUGCACCAUCUUGGAUAAUGUUUGACGUUUUAUAUUCUGAACAUGUUUGGAGAUGCAAGUACACCAAUUCUGACUUUUAUCCUCCCCAAUAGCUCACAUUUAGCAACAAAUACGCUUAUCUGUGACUGGAUAUACUAAGCAACUGAUGCUUAUCGAUACUAGAUCAACUGUACUAGUAGUAUGGAAGCCUGGAAAUGUCCACUUAAUGUGAAAAAUGGACUUUUAUCUUUCAGUAGACGACUUACAACGUAUGCCUUCAUUGUAUUAGCUUUAAGAGACUCAUUAGUGACAACACUAACUUUUUUUUCUUAAAACGAAGAUGUGAGUAGCUUCAAAUUCUGUUGUUCUGUUGUGAUGUCAGUAACUAAUUUUUCAACAAAGCAUAUAUUUGCUCUCUUAUUGUUGAUUGGAGGAAUUACAUUAGCAAUUAAAUAUAUCUACAAAAGAAAACACACAGAAAACAAUGGAAAAAAAUGUUUGUUGUAGUAUUGUUUUUCCUUCAACUCUCACUGCAUCUCAUGGCUUUCGUUCUCUUUAAAUUAAGGCAAUAAUAAAAGACUUCCAAAACCUGGAUUUUUAAAA
Molecule: messenger RNA, 2370 nt
Organism: Schistocerca nitens (vagrant locust)
Lineage: Eukaryota; Metazoa; Arthropoda; Insecta; Orthoptera; Acrididae
Product: acetylcholinesterase-like
Exons: 10
Coding region: 1-1536 (511 amino acids)
Source: RefSeq, a predicted model, not a curated record